CCUGUCUCUGGCUGUGCCUGACUGUCCUCUUGGUCCCUCAGGCUCACCAAUCAAUGGAGCGUGGAGGACGAGGAAGAGGCAGCAAGAGAGCGCCGCCGGCGUGAACGGGACAGGCAGCUUCAAAGCGAGGAUGAGGAUGCCAAUGACCAGGCCCCAGGAUCGGAACAGGACAAACUGCUCACCCUGAAACCCUCAGUGACCCCUGAACUGGAGGAAGAUGAGGGUUUUGGAGACUGGUCCCAGAAACCAGGGCCACAAGUGCUGCUGACCACAGAUGGCAGAGAAGCCACUCAGGGGAACAACCCAGAGGAAGACAAGCCCCAUGGGCACGACCAGGAGGACAAUGACAGACCAGGCCAAGCUGAAGUCCCACUGGAAGGGUUGUGCCUGAGCCCAUUGGUGGAACCCCAGGAGAUGCUGACUCAGGAGGAAAGUGAGCCCCAGAGCCCAGAGGAGUUGGCUCAGGCUGACCCCCAGGACCCAGCAGAGACAGAGGAGGAGCACCCACAAUGCCAGCAGCUCAGAACACCCAGUCCCGUGGGCUUAGAGGAGGCUGCCGAACACCACACACCUCCCCUGAGCCCCAACGCCAAGCUCAUCGAUAGGACCGAGUCCUUGAAUCGCUCCAUAAAAAAGAGUAACAAUGUGAAGAAGUCUGAACCAACCCUGCCUGUCUCCAAGAUUGAUGAACGGCUGGAGCAAUACACCCAAGCUAUUGAGACUGCUGGCCGGACCCCCAAGUUAACCCGCCAGCCCUCCAUAGAGCUGCCCAGCAUGGCUGUGGCCAGUACCAAGAGUCUGUGGGAGACAGGAGAGAUGCAGACCCAGUCUACAGCCAAGAGCCCCUCCUGCAAGGACAUUGUUGCUGGAGAUAUGAGCAAGAGGAACCUCUGGGAACAGAGAGGCAGCUCCAAGACCUCGUCAACAAUUAAGAGCACCCCGUCUGGGAAGCGGUACAAGUUUGUGGCCACGGGACAUGGAAAGUACGAAAAAGUGCCUAUGAACGAAGACGCACUGGCCCCAAGUUGGGUUUUGGCUGUUGCAGGCUGGAGCCCCCAACACAAGAGGCCUGUGAUCCCCUUCCCUGCCCUGACCACAACCCCUCCUCCUCCCAGGACUGAGGCCGCUCCUUCCUGCCUGAAGUCUGAGCACACCAUGUCCCUGCCAACUCCCACUGGGUCCGGGCCCCCAGCCCCUCCUCGGGGCCUCCUUCCUGAGCCCCCAGCCCGGGGCUGGUUCCCGGCCAUCCGUCAGGGCCGACCGAGCCGAGCUCUGAAUCACCCUGACCGCUCCCGCUUCCCACCGCGAACAUAA
Messenger RNA from Chrysochloris asiatica (Cape golden mole), 1314 nucleotides. It is a transcript of the gene LSP1, whose product is annotated as lymphocyte-specific protein 1. Lineage: Eukaryota; Metazoa; Chordata; Mammalia; Afrosoricida; Chrysochloridae. The annotation marks the transcript as partial. The record is from RefSeq and is a predicted model, not a curated record. Gene Ontology annotation, molecular function: actin binding. Gene Ontology annotation, biological process: signal transduction. The transcript has 10 exons.